UAUUUUGACUUCUUUCCUCUGUAAGUCAACUCUGUCUCUGUCUCUCUAUCAUCUAUCUCUCGGACACCGUCUUUGGAUCAUCAUUUUACUCUUUGUGGACUUAAUUUUGAAGAGAAGAAAUGGGUAUAUUUCCUGAGUUUGGUGGCUGGAUCGAUCAGAACACUCAGCAAGAGCCUCUUAAGGCUGACUCCAAGAGGUCUGAGAAUGUGAAAUCAGAGUCAGGGUCGUCAGAUAUAAAUACUUGCGAGGAGAGAGAUGAGAUGAAGGAGCAGUUAACACUUUGGAGAGAAUCCGAGAAGAAGAAACAAUGGUACGAUCCUCCUCCUAAGGUGAAGGUGGAAAGAAGAAAUGAUCUAGUUAAGGGUAUGACAACUAUAGAUAUGGAGUUUACAUUAGGAUUACCUCCUCAAGCAGCCUACGACGUUUUAACUAAUCCAGACAACCAACAAUACUCCAGAAUAAUAAAAGGACAUUACCUUCUGGAAAACAUAUCAAGAAAAGUUGUGUCGCCCGAUACUGGAAAAGGAAAGAUGGUGCAAACGAAGAAAGCUAUUGGAUGGAACUUUCUUUAUUGGUCUGGAGCUAUCCCUAUAACCGCAAGUUUCCUCGAACAACGAAAACUCCUCACUGUAGACUAUUCGAUAGAGAAUGAGAUGUUCAUAAAUAUGCUUGAGGGUCAGUAUAAGUUGGAGCCUUUAUUUGUAGAUUCAGAACGCUUUUGCAAACACAUGAAGCCGAAGUGUAGAGAAGAAUACGAGAAAUGUAGUUGCGGACAAGGAAGGAUCGCGACGAAAGUGAAAGUAGAGCAGGUGUUUAAGCCUACUUUUCUUUUUAAUCUGCCACCGCUUUCUUGGUUAGUUCGUCGUAUCACCAUCAAGGUAAUGAAAACCAUCAUCCAAGAUCUUCAAAUUAAUGGAGCCGUGAUCCGAGGUGUUUGAUCAAUUGAUAAAACAUCAAGAAGAAUCAAACUAUACAAAUCCUAGCAAAAUUAUCAUAAACAAAGCAUCGAAUGUAAAUCUGUAACUUGAUUCAUACAAAUCCUAAAGCCAGCUCUUAUCAAGUAGUAGAUUAAAUCUUCGAUUAUAGUUAAUUUUAGCAAAACUAUAUAGAAAUGUAUUUUUCCUAAGACCACCAUUAAUGGUGAUAUCUUAGAAUCAAAAUUUACUCUAUAGAGUAUCUUAUAUAA
Molecule: messenger RNA, 1186 nt
Organism: Capsella rubella
Lineage: Eukaryota; Viridiplantae; Streptophyta; Magnoliopsida; Brassicales; Brassicaceae
Exons: 5
Coding region: 120-938 (272 amino acids)
Source: RefSeq, a predicted model, not a curated record